This is a messenger RNA of Pecten maximus, 2679 nucleotides long. RefSeq lists its product as uncharacterized. The record is from RefSeq and is a predicted model, not a curated record. NCBI's taxonomy places the organism in Eukaryota, Metazoa, Mollusca, Bivalvia, Pectinida, Pectinidae. The transcript has 3 exons. Bases 304 to 924 code for a protein of 206 amino acids.
UACAACGUGAUGCAAAAAUCUUCAACAAAAUAACAGGUUAUGUAUAUAAACAAAUGAUUUUGUCACCAGUUGUACGUUUAAAAUAGGGCCAUUUCCUUACACUUCAUUAUUUGCAAAUGUUUCGUGAUAUAUCUUUUUUAGAAUUUUCUCAAACAAAGGGCAAGGGAACAUUGGCCAAAUGCUUCUGAAGAGGACAUUGCUGGCGACUGUAAUGAUGAGUUGGUCAAAACUAUAAUUACAUCAUUCAGAGGAACUGAUUGGACUUCGAUCCCACGUGCUUCGUAUAUCCGGCACGGUACAUACAUGAAUAAGUGUUGUCUGUGUCAGCUCGCCAAGUCGCAUUGGACCUAUAAACAUACUAUCCCCAGGGUCGUGACUGACAGGGGUACGGAAGAUGAUCAGAAUGAAGAAACAUGCGUCAUGAAAAUUGUAGGAAACGAAAUAGAAAACGAAAGCCGUUCCAUUGGACAUGAGAUAUCGUCCUCGACGCAAAACGAGGAACUUUGUGUAGAAAAUGGCUUUGGAAUGCAUAGUACCAUUUCCGAAUCAUCAGAAAACGCCGAAACAUGUAUAAUGAAAGAAGCGAACAAUGAAAACGAAACUUCUCAUGCAUUCGGCAUAUGUACACAAAGCAUAGAAGGAGGUACACCUCCGACAGGGGCUGUGGGUACUUUGCACCCGAACCCAAAGACAUAUCAACGUAGUGAAGUACAUGAUUCUCAGGUGCCUGGAGAUAUAACAUCUUUACAACAGCCACAGAUGAUUGCCACUGAAGAGCAUCUUUUCAGUUUGAGCGAUAGCGAAAUGUCUACAGCCUUGAAUGAUUUUGAGAAGGUCGUUGCGGUACCUUACGAGGAGGAAGAGCAAUGUUUUCUAGGAGAAAGAACUAUCGACGAGGAGACACAAGAGAAAGUGUAUAUAUAAAUACAAGUUUUAAUUGGUCGAAAGUACAUUGUGAGAGAAUGACGUAGCAUAAGUGACACUUAUGUGACAUAACUUUAAAGAGGUAUUUCGUCGUUGAAAUGAUUAUAUGCUAAGCAAUAAAAAAAAAAACGAGAGUUAUGCGAUUUUCUAAAAUAGUUUAUCAACUAUACCUUAAUAAGACACACAAAGUUAAAAGAUAUCAAAAAGACCUCAUUAUUAAACGUUUUGAUAUUAUUACUAUAGAUAGGAACAUAGACAGACAGGUAUACGAAAAAAAGACGGACGCGACACUCCGUGGUAGUGAUGAGGUCACUAAAAGCACAAAAAAGGUGAGGAAAUAAUGACAGGCAAUAUAGGUAAAGUUAUAAAUAGUCAAAGACAUAGUGCACACCCAGAUAAAGUCGCACUGUUUCUACCCACAGGAUACUCGGCAGUCUGACAGACUUGAUAAUACGUUAUUAACGCUCGUAGUUACCCUUGCUACCGUACUGACACUAAAACUAAAUAUUUCUUCGUCGAACCACAUUUGAUAACUGUUUAAAGUUUAUUGUAAAUUAAUUUUAUCUUGGUACAUAUCUAUAUGAUGUUUAUUUACAUCACACGUUUCGUUAACAUGACACACGUGUCUGUGCCCUGUUGGACCCAUAUGCGAUUGUAUAAAUUCAUUUUCUGUGUAAUAUUUUUAAUGUUUAAAUAUCAUAAACUCAUUAUCUUAUUUCAAUUUCCACAAAUGUUAUUGACAUAAAAAGUCAAAAGGAUUUGACAUCAGGCCUAGCCUAUCUUAGUCUUCUGCUUCGGGUAUCUAUACAAAUGUAGUUGGUAUGACAUAUAGACAAAUACAUAUAUUAUUCAAUAUUCUUUUGGAAAAUAACCUUUUAACUAGGGUAAUUAAUUUGAAGUACUUACUAGACUAUUAUGUUAUCAGUGAUUGACAGUAAAAUAUAAAUAAUUGACUUUCAUAUAAAUAUACAAUGGAUCACAAUUGUUUUUGAUAUUGAAUUCCCCCCAACAUAGUCAGGCCUUAGAGCCCAUAUGCAUAACACAGGACAUACACUGAUGAGGAUCAAAAACCCAUUUCAGCAAAAGGAUAUUUAUUUUUGAGUAACCCUAACCAACUCUUGCAAAUAAUAUGAUUAUUCUUUAAUCAAUUUGAAAGGAGUAAUUUCAUAUUGAUGUUUACAUUAUUAUUUCCAAGAAAGAAACAUAGUCUAUUAAUUUCAUUCAACAUUGAUGAGGAAAAAAUCAAAAUAAUCAACAGUACGACAUAAUGGGGCAUCAAGUAUUCUGUUUCAUCAUAAAUAUACGGUUGAAUAAUUUCUCUGAGGUAAUCUUGAGUUUCAUUCUUAAUUAUUCUAUACAUCAAAAUGAGGUUAAGUUGUUUUUAUCUUUUGUAACUCAAAGUUUCCCAUCCUAAUUCUGUGUAUGAGUUAUCAUGUGGUGUUACCCUGCGUAUACCUGUAAUUAGUUCAGAAGCGGGAGACAUACUCGGUGUGUCGUAUGGCACACUUUCUUCUGAUACGUCUGCUGUUUUCAAGUGGCUACCACCUCUUAGAAUUAUUUCAUAUUUUCGAGAAUGCGUGUUAUAAAAAUGUAUCUAUGUAUUGGUGUGAAAUAACCUGAGUAACCGUGUGAAGGAUUUUCAGAGCCAACAAUGUAGUUGUUCAAAAGCACGGAACAUCGCUGUAUUCAAAAUAAUUGUUACAUGUGGUAGAUAGCCUAUGGCUGAAAAAUUUAAUAAAGUCUUUCUGAGUGUAA